UGUUUGAAUGAGAGAAUGCAGAAGGUUGCCACUAGUCGAGUCCAGUCAGCCUUGCAUGAUCAGAAUAAACAGUCUCUCCACAAUGGAAUCUAUUGGACCAAAUGAUGGAAGUGAGGAAAUUUCACAUGCUGGAGAAGCUAUCCAAGAGCAAGUUCUUGGCUUUCUGCAAGUACAGUCAUCUGAUUCUUCUCUCCAGGUCACUGGAGAAAGUGAAGUAAUUUACUUACCCCCACAGAUAGAGCUAGAUGGUGAACAUGUUUUCUUGACACAGGAAAAUGGAGAAGAAAUUAUUCUUUUAGUUAAUGCUAGCCAAGGAGAAGAUCUAGAACCAGAUUCUGGUUGUGAUUAUACAAUUUGUUCCAGCUCUGAGCACACUAACCAGAACUUUAAUUCUGUUAACAAAUUGCCUAUAACUCUAGACACUGGUCUGACGGGUAUGGGAACAACAGUGUUAGUAGAAAUUCCAAGUGAAAAUGAAGGUGAAAAAGAUUGCAGUGGUACUUAUGAAAUACCUUCUAAAUCAGAAACUGGUGUUGUUUUAAAGGAUGAUAAUACAUAUCUCAUGGCUCAGGAUGUUGCAGGCACUUCAUAUUCAAGUCUUAAACAAAAAUCUACAGAAAGUGAAAAUAUAAGAAUAGAGAAAAUAGAAGCUAACCGUAUUGGAAUACUUAAUAAAAGCUCAGAAGAAACCCAGAAGAACGUAAAUAAAGGAUUUGUUUGCUCUUUCACCCCAGUCUUGGAUGAAGAGAAAGUUCAAGUGAAUACUGUGCCCACAGAUAUGCUAUCAAAAAGUGAAAAGUUGAAACAAUUAGUAAUUGAAGAAGAUGGAUCUCUUUGUGAAAUAUCUAAACCAGUUGCUACUGUGACAAGAGAAUCAUUAGAAAACUAUGUCACUCCAGAGAAAUUGUACAACUCUAGUUUUGAGGAGGUUGAUGUGUAUUCAAAGAAAGACCUACAGACUUCUUCUUCUAUUUUGUCUGAAUUUGAAACUUCCGAAGUAAAAACUGUGCUUAGUAAAACUAAAUCAACCAAUGUGAAAUCCCCAAGUCAUUUGGGUAGGCCAAUCAUUGUGAAGAUUGAGAGGGCAGAUUCUCCCAUAAAAAAUGAAGCAACAUCAACAGAGAAGUCAGCAAGAAUUCCUAAUCAGGAUUUAGGUCAUGCAGCUGUUGAUGUAGAAGUUGAAGAAAGAAAAUAUCCCUUGGAAAAUAUGAAGAAAGUUCAGUCUGUUGACUCUAGUAGUAAAUCAGAAGACUUGGUUUGUCAAAGUCAAAAUUCCUGGGAAGUUAAGCCUCUUGAAUGCUCACCAUAUGCCACAAAACAUGGAAAAAUGGAAAGUAAUGAAGAAAGUGAGGUUUUGAAUAAAAAUGUUUGUAAAAUAAAAUCUCGUGAGGUGGAAAAACAUGAAACAGAGAUUUCAGUAAAACCUUUGAUACCUCCAUCAGGAAUCCAUAAGUUACAAACCAUAAAUGUCAAAGACAUUAAAUCAUUUAAUAAUGAAAAUAUGAAGGGAAAGCAUGCCACUGAAGAAUGUGAAAAAGAUCCUUUAAACGUUUUAGAACAUGUGUCUGAAAAAUCUUUCAUAAGUACUGGAGAAAUAAAUGAUAAACAGCUUCAAGAUUUCAACAUAAAAAGUAGACAAGAGAAUUCCAACUUAUGUGAGGCUGUUCAGCCAAAAGCUUCUGGUUCAAAUAACAUUGAACUUAUAGUUCCUAAAGAGAAAUGUGGACAAGAAAAUGUUAGAGUUCAAGAUUCCAACCUAAGUGAUAUUAAAGUUGCAGCUUUCCAAAGUAAAUGUGACUUAAACUCUGUGACAACUCAAGUUUCUGUUCCAGCUGAUGCUAAAGUUUCAAUAUCCACUGAGGAACAUGACUCAGAAAAUGAAGCAGCUAGUGGUAACCAAGUUUCAACCUCUAAGAAGGAUUGUAACCUGACAAAAGAGGUAACUCAAUUGCCUGAUUCAAGUGACAUUAAAAUUUCAACUUCUGUAGUUGAAUGUGGCCAAGAGAGUAUCAUAACUUCUAUUUCUAAUCUAAAUUAUAGCAAAGAUUCAAAUUCUGUGGAAGAAUACGACAAAGAUGAACAAGGAAUUCAUGCUUCUGGCCCAAUUGAUUUCCAUACUACAACUUCCAAGGAGGAAUGUUACCAUAAUAGAACUUAUGCUCAAAGUUAUUACCAGAUAUCAACUUGUAAAAACGAAUCCAAUCAAGAAAGCUUAAUACCAAAAGCAUCAAGUAUGAGUAAUGGACAGAUAUCUGAGAAGAAAUGUGACAAAGAUGAUGUGGAUGAUCAGUUAUGUAGUACUAAUGAAAUUCAAGUUUUGGUUUCUUCGGAAGAACAUGAUAAAAAAGAAUUGGUACCUAAAAGCUGUGAUUCAAGUGUUAUCCAAACUCUCAAGAAAGAUUUUCACCAGCAGAAUAUAGAUCAAGAUUCUGGUAUAAAUGACAUCCAGCUACCUAUUUCUACAAAGGAAAUAAAUCCUGAAAAUACUUCAGAUCAGAGUCUUGGUGCAUCUGAAACAUUAUUUGAAGAUAUUGAUAAAGAUACUGAAGAUAACCAACAUUUAACCAAAAAUAUUGAGUCGUUCUUGACAACUGAUGACUGUACAAACAGAAUAGAUAACAGUUUGAGAGAAAUGAUGAGGUCUGCUGGUACAUUUAUGAAAGAAGGCUCAAAAAAAUCUGAUAAUGAUGUUGAUGGUUCUGGUAAAAAGAAGAGUGAUUCUGAAGGAUUGGAAGAAGAAACAGACACAGAUCAUAAACUAAAGAUUACAAAAAAAGGUGAGAACAAUUUACAAACAGCAGUAGCACUUGAGUCAGGAUCUGAUAUACAGGUUGAUAGAAAGAAAACUGAGUGUAAUUUGAUUGAUAGUGCUGAGGAAGAAUUCAGUGAAGGUAAGUUUCUUCUCAUAGAACAGGUUUUUGAAAGUUGUAAGAAAACAGAUAGUAAAGGUGAUACUAUGGUACUCAGCAAAGAUAAGGAGAAUAAAUCACUAUUAAAAGUUCAGACACUUGAAUCUAAUGAACAAGUAGAAGUAAAUGAUGAAAGUGAGACUAUAACAGAAGAUAAAGAACCUCAAACAGUAAAACAAAGAAGAAUAUAUACUUAUUCUAAUAUUGAUGAAAAAAGCCCCCAAUCAUUUGAAAAUACAGUUUUGGAUAAUGUAGAAGACAUCUUGGAUGAUAAAAAAUCAGAUGAGAUAAAUCUUAAGAAUCAUGAAAGAAGUAAAACUUCAAAUAUUGUUGGACUAAAAACAUUUAAUUUAAGAUCAAGUGUGAAGAAAGUUGAAAAUGCCUCUGAAGACGUGAGUUGUGAAGUAAAAAGCAUUCCAAUAUCAUACCAAAGUCAAGGUGAUGGAAAUGAAGGUGGGAGAAUUGAGGAGGAUCAGAUUAUAAUUGAUCCAUUAAGUAAUUCCUUUAAAGAGCAAGAAGUAACAACUGAAUCUCGUUCUGAAGGUGACAAAAUGAAAGAGAAAAAAAUAAAAUAAUCAGAAGAUAAUGCAGAGCAUAUAAAGAAAAAGGGAAGAAAAGUAAAGCAAAAAGAUUCUUCUGGUGGCAGUGAAUUAGAAGAUGUUGUGUCUAAAAAACAGAGAAAGGUUGAAAAAUCUAGUGAGCCAGUAAUUACACCUG
Limulus polyphemus (Atlantic horseshoe crab) is the source of this 3626-nucleotide messenger RNA. RefSeq lists its product as uncharacterized. Lineage: Eukaryota; Metazoa; Arthropoda; Merostomata; Xiphosura; Limulidae. The record is from RefSeq and is a predicted model, not a curated record. Bases 8 to 3484 code for a protein of 1158 amino acids. The transcript is spliced from 2 exons.